AAUUUUUUUUUAUUGAAUUUCAUUAUCAUCUAUAUUUGACUACUUUUAAUUCAAAAUCUUUAAUAUUGUAUAAAAAUUUCCAUAAAUUUAUUAAUAUAUAGUAUUAAACAACAACAACAAUAAUAAUUACAUUAUUUAGAAGGGAAAGUACGUUUAUUUUUCACGCCACAACCAAAACCUAUGAAAACCCCAAUUCCCCAAUUCUCACGCCACAACCAAAACCUAUGAAAACCCCAUUGUUUUCCUACUCGGAUUGAUUUCUCGUUCAAUCUAUCUCUCUCUAGUUGCUGUUAAAUCGGUUGUUCUUGAUUGUUGAGGCUCAAUUUCAAAACCUUGAAGCCUGCAAAUUUUUGAAGAUUUAUUUUCUUCUUGACAGAUUGAAGAAUGGGUGUGGGUUUAUCCGUCCUCAUAGGCUUAAAGUGUGCAACUUUAUUCAUCUUCUUUCUCUCUCUUCGGAUGUUUCAAUUCACUUUGCUAUCAGUCCCAUUCUUGUAUGCAUCUCUGGUGUCAUUCCUGGUUUCCAUUGCUUCCCAUCCAUCAAUCAAUCUGCCGAUUCUUUUGGGGAAAGGAUCAGAUGGGAAUUUCCCAAUCUGGUCAUUGAUCAUGUUCAGCCCUUACUUGUAUUUUGUGAGGGCUUUUUCAUUCAUUAGAAGGUUUACUAGUGGGGAGCCUCCAUACACCAAGAUUUCUGAGGGCUUGUAUGUUGGAGGCUGGCCUUACGCCCCUGAAAAGCUGCCACCUGGCAACCCCGCCAUUGUUGACUGCACGUGUGAGUUGCCGAGGAAGAAGGAGCUCACGGGGAGCGCCUACCUCUGCGUUCCUACGUGGGAUACGCGCUCCCCUGAGCCGGGGGAGAUUGAGAGUGCUGUCAACUGGGCUUCUAGGAAGCGAGCUCAGGGCGUCCCGGUUUUCGUCCAUUGUGCAUAUGGUCAUGGGCGAAGUGUGGCUGUAAUGUGCGCGCUGCUGGUUGCUCUUGGCCUGGCAGAAGAUUGGAAAACUGCGGAAAGGAUGAUCAAAGAGAAACGCCCAUACAUCCGAAUGAAUGCUCUUCACCGAAAGGCCUUGGAAGAAUGGUCCAAGGACAGGUUAUCCACGCCUAAACGAAGGGGACAAUCUUGAUUUAUAUAGGGAUAAUGCAGAUACUUCUAUUCUGCAUUUUGUCACUGUAUUCUGAUACAAACAUAACUUCCCAAAUCCUCUUCAUCAAAUAAACUCAUCUUUGCCAA
This is a messenger RNA of Salvia miltiorrhiza (redroot sage), 1226 nucleotides long. RefSeq lists its product as uncharacterized. Gene Ontology annotation, biological process: protein dephosphorylation. Gene Ontology annotation, molecular function: protein tyrosine/serine/threonine phosphatase activity. The transcript is spliced from 2 exons. The coding region runs from base 385 to 1119 and encodes 244 amino acids. Lineage: Eukaryota; Viridiplantae; Streptophyta; Magnoliopsida; Lamiales; Lamiaceae. The record is from RefSeq and is a predicted model, not a curated record.